CGGUGGUAACGUCUCGUUUCAUACGCCUUAUUAGUAGACCACUCGUGGUGGGCGUGCCACCCCCAGAGCUUAUUACAGACAGUACAUGUGGUGUACCUUUCUCUCCCCCCCAAUUACUGGUACCCUCUUGUAGUCGUCUCUCUUGCUUUUUUCUUCUCUGCCUUAUUACUUUAUUGCAACGCUGUGGCCUGCAUCAGAGAAAACGAGUUGGGAGAAAAGAAAAAAAACCUUACAUAGUUUUACCCCCCCGAAGCCUUACUUACCCAUCCUCUCCCUCCUUCUCAACCAAACUUUACAUUGUGGUCACCAGCGCAAAGCCAGCAUCCGCCGUCGACAUCGCAAUUCGAUUGCCAGCGACGACUCCUACUCGGAUUCCAUGGAAUAACUACCUGUUGGCCUCUUGAAACCCGCCCCCCGAUUCGAUUGAUAGCCCAUCUCACCGAGAGCCCCAGCCUACCUGCUGCUUCUGCUCACCCAGUCAGCGACAACCGAUUCCCGGCAAGCCCGACAGCCAUCCCGCCUAAAAGAGUGCAGGAGAAAAAAAGGGACAAAAACACCAAGCGGAAAUAUAUCUCACCCUCGCUUUUGUGUUUUUCUCAAACUCAUCGCCAACCGGAAUCACCCUCCAUCGCUACACAUUGCCGCAACUGGCGCCUGCUCGCUCAGCUCCUCCCGUCCACUUCCCGCCCACACACACACCCCUUCAGGCGCCGCCUACAGCGCAAGCGUGCACAAACUGGGGCCCUGCCCAGCGCAACAAGAGUCAGCAAGCCGCCAUCGCUAGCCCACCCCCGACCACGUUUUUUCCCCAGCCCUCUUUCGCUUCUUCCACCAUGUCAACCAUGGACGCCCAACCCAGGCCACUGACCAACAACGCUGCCGGUCUCAACAACAUCUUGAACCGCGACGAGCCUCAAUUGCAGGCCGCUGCCGCUGCUCAGCAUUUACCUCAGCUUCGCGAUUCCGGCUUCUACUCGACCGCCGAAGCCUCUUCCAAGCAUACUUCUGCUGCAUCUUUCAACGUAAACGGCCUUAGCCCCGGCGCCUCCUUCCAAUCCUCGACCGCCGACAAGACCCCUUCGCCGACCACGUCCCACGCCCAAACCAACAUCAUGUCGCCAGGCAGCGCCAACAUGAGCGUCGCUGCGAUGGUGUCGCCAACCAGCCCCAGUGGCCCCGACCGUCGAUUUGAGCGCCCUAGCUCGCUUGAAGCUCCUAACCAGCUUGCUGCUCCCAUGGACCCAAACAUGCGCCGCGAGAGCGUUGACAGCCGCAUCAACCAGGGCCUAAGUGACAUGCGCCUGGGCUCCGGAUAUGCCAGCAACAACCAGUCGACAACGUCUAUUCAAAACACGCUUCACAACCAGCGUAACCCCCGACCGGGACUGGAGGCCUUGGCCGUCCACCGCAUCUCCAACGGUUACCAACCCAGCGCCGACCGCAAUCCAGAGCCCAAGAUUGCCCGAACUGCACCCGCCAUUACUGGCCCUGCCACAGGCACCAUUGCCAGAGCACAGGAACCUACCAAGGGUCAAGCUUGGGCUUUCCCCGAAGAAGAGAUUACGCGCGUUGGCCCUGCUCACUACGAAGACUCUCGUCGUAGCAGCAUCACCGAAUCUAUCGCCAGCAGCCAGUUCACUACCGAAUCCCGACUACCGGCCGGCCAGCGUAGACUAGAAGACAGCGGUGAAUUUGCCCGUAUUAGCAACUCGUCAGAAUUUCCUUCUGUCCACCACCACAGCAUGCAGCACAAGCAGUUGAUGGACCUGCAGGCCGAGAACGGUGCUGGCGCCCAGCCUUACAGCCGCACCCCUGAACUGCGUGUCAGCCACAAGCUUGCCGAGCGAAAACGCCGAACCGAGAUGAAGGAAUUGUUCGACCAGUUGCGAGAUUUGAUGCCCCAAGAGCGCGGCUCCAAGGCAUCCAAGUGGGAAAUUCUCACCAAAGCCAUUGCCGAGCACCAGCGCCAGGGCGACCACUUGCGCGCUAUGCAGUCACACUACAACACCGCCGUAUCAGAAAACGAGAUGCUACGACGUGAGAUGCACGCCAUUCGUAUGGAAAUGAACCAGCUUCGUGAGCACGCUGGCCAAUCCGGACACGCUGCUCCUCCUGCUCCCGCUCCGCCAGCUCCCGCAUCCACCGCUCCUCCCCAUUCACAACAGCCGCCCGCUCCAUCUGCAUCGUACUCUCCGGAUCGAUAUGCACCGACAACGGGUGGUACCGAACUGCCGCCACUGCGAUCCAUUAGCAACGCGAUUCCACCUCCUGGGCCAGACUCGAUGACUGGUGUGCAGUACGAUGCUCCUCAUCAGUCCAACGGAUACCGCAACGACCGGUACUAAGGCGAUCAUACACAUGUACAAAACAACAACUAGACGUCUGCUACACACAAAAAUCUGAUACGACUGAAACGACAUCCGAGCAAAGCAAAUUCACGACCAUCGACGCCAUCCGCCAUUUGCGCAUCUAGGGAUUGACUCACCAUCCCAGCUUUCUUUCCCUCACCAACCCUUUUUUUUUAAACUUUUGUCCUCUCUGUCUCUUACUUUUCUUGCCCGACAAUAGCCGCCAUACCCAGCGAGCAACAGCCGCGCGACACAAAAGGAGCAUAUGCUCCAACUUGUUUGUUAUACCAGCCAGAGUCUCCAGGCGUGCGUGCCAGCAGCUCUACUACAGGAUCCAGCUUCCUCGUAUUUCCUUUAUGCUCCCUCUGUCCAAGUGUUUUCUGUAGGAGGGUGUUCUCUUUUACAAACACGAAUACUCGAUUCUGUUUCAAGCUGCUAAGCGUUCCUCAAAUGAGGGCCAAGCUGCUGUCAAACGAUUGCGCGAGCUGUGGGAAAACGUAUAUAUACCCCGUGCUUGACACAAGCCCACGGCUCGCAGCGACAUGGACACACAAAAAUGUUUCUUGUUGAUUUCUUGUUGAUUUCUUGUUUACUCUGUUUUAUUGUUUCUAUUUUUGGGGGUUUCUUGGGACUGUACCUAUUUCUGUUUCGAAAGAGCAGGGUUCUUUUUUUUCCUUUGUUCCUGUUGGAGGCUGCAGAAACGGUUUUAGUUUUCUGCAAAGGAGGGUUAUGUAGUUGUGUAAUUGCAUUUCAUCCUUGCGGCAAUUGGGGUCCGCGGGCAACCAAAAAAUCGAAGCCUAUAACGGCACACCUCGCAUUGAUGUGAACCAAACACUUUGUUACAUGUUUCUAUAAUUGGCGGCGCGGCGCAUUGGCGAGGUGUCGUUCACCUCCUGGCUGGUCCCGCCGCACGUGGAAAGAAACGCUCCACAAAGAGGAGGAAAUCGCCCGUGGAAAUCACGUGGCGCCAGGCAACGACCAGCUGGCGACAGAAACAGCCGGGUGUGAAAAGGAAACAGGCCAUGUGGGAAACGUAUGUAUCUUGCCAAUGCGCGGGGACGGGAUAGAUGCAAAAGCCAGCGGACGCAGCGCAUUAACCCGUUGCCGGAAUCCAGUGACAGCUCGGC
[Torrubiella] hemipterigena is the source of this 3475-nucleotide messenger RNA. The record is from the annotation of a GenBank genome assembly. Lineage: Eukaryota; Fungi; Ascomycota; Sordariomycetes; Hypocreales; Clavicipitaceae.